Molecule: messenger RNA, 489 nt
Organism: Setaria italica (foxtail millet)
Lineage: Eukaryota; Viridiplantae; Streptophyta; Magnoliopsida; Poales; Poaceae
Product: protein trichome birefringence-like 33
Exons: 2
Coding region: 1-489 (162 amino acids)
Cellular component (GO): Golgi apparatus
Molecular function (GO): O-acetyltransferase activity
Source: RefSeq, a predicted model, not a curated record
AUGGAGGAGGCUGCGGGGAGCUGGGUGCCGACAGAGGAGGCGUACGGCAUGGCGUUCCGGGCCAUGCUGCAGUGGGUGAGGGACAACAUGGACUUGAACACCACCAGGGUCUUCUUCACCAGCAUGUCGCCUACUCACGGGAAGAGCCCGGACUGGGGCGACGCGCCGGGGGGCAACUGCUACAACGAGACGGCGAUGAUCGAGGACGAGGGGUACUGGAGCUCGGACAGCCGGCGGAGCGUGAUGCGGGUGAUCAGGGAGAUCCUCGACGGCGACAGUGCCGACGUGACGCUGACGUUCCUCAACGUCACGCAGCUGUUCAUGUACCGCAAUGACGCGCACACCUCCGUCUACAAGUGGCAGUGGAUACCGCCGACGGCGGAGCAGCUGGCGGAACCCAGGACGUACGCCGACUGCGUGCACUGGUGCCUCCCGGGUCUCCAGGACACAUGGAACGAGCUCCUCUACUCCAAGCUCUUCUACCCUUAG